UGACAAGUGAAGAAGGGAAAGAAAGGUAUCAGGUUGUCAGCUUUGUUCCAACACACCCGUUUCUUUCAUCCUCAUCCAAUCUUACCUACGAUAUUCCUUAGACAAUCAACCCUAUUGGUGAAAAACACCCCGAAAGACUCAGACUCAGACCCGACAUAAGGUUAUUCCCAAAAAGCACGCAACCCACUUAGCCUUCCCUCAACUCAAUGAUCUAAUCAUCUGUGAACAAAUUUCUAAACUCCGAACUAAAACUUCUACCCGGCCCUUCCGCAUUUUCCAUCCUUCUCUCUCAUCUGUCUCGUCCCUAAAAGGCCCUUUGUAGCAAACAAAAAUUCUCAAGCAAGAAAUUCUUGACACUCUAACCCUCUAAACAUCUAGUACCCAUCCUCUAGUACCUGUCUAGAACCGCCUCCUAACAUCCAAUCGGCAUCCACUCCCGGAUAUUUACUUGAGAUCUAGAUAGAAUGUAUGCAUCUCCUCCCGUCUUUGCCUCUAGGACUGAAUGAAGAACGUCAUUGGGAACUCGAAUUAAGGUUUUAAGAGCUUAAUGCAUCAUUAGAAAUCAACAUCCGUCGUGUCGUAUCGUACGUGCACACGAAGAUUGAUCCAUCAAAACUUACACACAAUAACAAUACAUAUAUAUAUCUUUCCGUGCCCUCCUCAUCCGUCUUAUUAUACUUUCUCACCACAUCCUCAUCAUCUAUCUCAUCAUCUACGGAGUCUCAUCAUCUUUCUCAAACUCUCUGCCAAGCCAAACCCGCACAACCGCAGAAAUCCCAGCACCUACUACGUACCUACUAGGUACCUAACUAACAACACAUUCCCAGCCCGGCUACCAACCCAACCGGUAUCCGUCUAUCCCGAGUCCAACCCCUCCCUGCCACAGCUUCUCUCUUUCGCUCUCGGAAUUCACGGAAUUAUCACUUUUGUCCAUUUCUCCAUUUCCUACCCAUUCAUUUAUUUCAAAGCAUACAGUCAAUCGAGCAUACCUCAUCUCUUAAAAAGCAGAGCAAGAAAGUUACUUUCUUUCUAAUCUACUUACUACGAAUCUACUAUAGUAUCCAUUUCUUCAUCGGCAUCAUCACAUUGAAUAUCAAAUAAAAUACAUACAUACAUACCUACAUACAUACCCACAUGCAAGAAAUAUAUACAUAAGAUAAAUUAUCCUAAGGAUCUCUCUGAGCAAUCGCAAUAUUCUUAUAUCCGCUUUAUCUCCUCCUCAUUACAUACCUACCUAGCAUAUCACAUCCAAGUACCGAAUCAAAUCGAGGUCGAGUUCGAGGAAAAAAAGAAAAGCGCCAGCUUGUGUGAAAACGGAUUCUCUUUCUCAUUUUUUUUUUCAUUCUUCUGCCCGGAGAAAAAGGUGUGAGGAUUGCCUAAGUACUUUGCGUGCCGAGCUGUUCUUUGUUGUGUAUAUCGGGAGAUACAUAGGUAUAUAUAUAUAUACAUAUCCUGAGCUACAUACGUCUAUACGUUUAUUUUCUACUACGACAACUACUACCUACGACCAAAGGAAACUUCCUUGGCUAUCGAAUUGCGAUUAGGAUUCCAUUAUAUUCAUUCACAUUCUUCUAUUCGAGAUCUUUUCUGGAGUGAUAUCGAUAUCGACAUCGAAUUUUGAAUUGGGAUUGAAAUUGAAAUUGAAACCGGACUUGAAUCCGCAUUGGGAAUUCGGUGUUGGGGAUUUCGAUUUGGGAUAUUCACAUUCUUAUACCAUUUUUUUACUUUAUUUAUUGUGUUGAUCAAUUAUAUACAUACACCAGCAAUGACACGAUUACUAUCAAGAAGCUCACUCACCUCAUCCCGCUCCACGACCCUCCUAAUCGCCUUCCUCUCUCUAACAUCCAACACCCUCUCUUCAAUCUUCUUCCACCAAAUCCCCGACGAGCCGUUUCACCUCGCGGUUAACUAUGGAUUGUAUCUGCAUUUUGCAAACGUGAUGAGUGUUUUUGGGGUUAUUGGGGCUUUGAGGAAACACUCCCUCUCCAUUCUCUGUUUCUCAAACUAUCUCCUCCUCGAUACACUCCUCAGCGCAAUCCCCCGUCUCCUCCUCCUAACCCUCCUCUCCAACUCCUCUUCUAUCCUCUGCACCCCCUCUUCAACCACCUCUCUCGAUUUCUCCACCGUCACUCAACCUCCCUCCCUGUCGCAAAAUACGCAAGAAAUAAGUCUCGCUUCUUACACCAUCUCGACCAGUAUCCCCGCAUCAUCACACAUCGCAUCUUUUGCGGAUUUUGUAGGGAGGACGGGAGGAGAUGAUGGAUGGACCGAGAGUGGAUGUAAGAAGAUUAUUACGCUGGGAUAUAUAACGCUGAUUGCGGGGGUUAUGGCAGCUAUGGGACUGCAGGUUUUAGGCGCGCUUUGUGUGAGGGAUUACGCGAGGGGCUUGUUUGUGAAUGAGGAGAUGGGGAAUGAUGGGGAAUGGGAAAGAGAGAUGGGGGAUAGGGAAAGAGAGAGGGGGGAUGUGGAGAGAGGGGAGAAGGUGAAGUUGGUGGAGAGGGAAGGGUUCAGACCGCUUUUGGUAUUGGAAAGAGAGAGGGGUGAAGAGUUUAGGAGGAUGACGCCGAUUGUGGAAGAGAGGGAAUACUUUUAAAUGAUGACAGUGAUUGAGGAAGUGGCAACAGGAGGAGACUAAACGAGAUGAAAAUCCAUCUCCAUUCGCAUACCCAAGGAGUAGGAGUAAAUCUCCCACGAAUAUGAAGCAAGCAAGCAGUCCCACGAGACAAAACGACAUGAAUAAGAAAUGACGAAAUUGUAUGAUACGAUAGGUGGUGGAUGGAAUUAGUCUGCACAUGGAUGACAAAUGAGAUAUGAAGCGAACUUUGCGUUGAUGGCUAUGAUUGGGCUUGUGUAUAUCAAUUGCAUUGAGGAAGUAUGAAGUAUAGAGUAUGAAGUGUGAAGCGGGAAAUGUAAAUGGGAAUAGGAAUAGGAAUAUGAGGAUAGGGCGCUCAUUAGAUACCAUUACUAUCGAUAUCAUUGGAAGAAGAAACAGAAGAAAAGAAGAGGAAGAGGAAGAGGAAGAGGAAGAGGAAGAGGAAGAGGAAGAGGAAGAGGAAGAGGAAGAGGAAGAGGAAGAGGAAGAGGAAGAGGAAGAGGAAGAGGAAGAGGAAGAAUAACAAGAAGA
Messenger RNA from Botrytis deweyae, 3124 nucleotides. RefSeq lists its product as uncharacterized. The transcript has 3 exons. The record is from RefSeq and is a predicted model, not a curated record. NCBI's taxonomy places the organism in Eukaryota, Fungi, Ascomycota, Leotiomycetes, Helotiales, Sclerotiniaceae. The coding region runs from base 1766 to 2593 and encodes 275 amino acids.